AUGUCCGAUGAUUUGUCUAUUCACAGCUCCUCGGAUAUAUCGGUAAAGCCAGUGUGCCUUUUAGGAGGCUCGCCGCGCGAUUUGGACGACGAUUCUAGGAUGUUAACAGCGGAGAGCUCAGCAUUUGUCACUGCUCGGUCGGCGGUGGAUUUGAGCGUCGCAUCCAACGAUCCGUUUGGUCCUCAAGAAGAGCAUCAAGACACAUCACGUAACGCACAGGAGAGCGAUGCGCAGCAGACGAGGCUCUGGGGUACCAUACAAAAUAAGGCAGUGAAGGCCCUUCUAAAUGCUGCUGUUAGUGCUGGUCAUCUCCUGGAGAGGAUGUUGGAGCCGCCCGUGGGGAAUGGGAAUCCCUCGCAGGACGCGUCUUUGCUGCAGGUUGUGCACACCAACGGCUUGACUGAGCCGUUUGACGCCCCUAACCACAUUACCCAUCUUACUCUUGAUGAUCUACCUGACGAGGAGGAAGAAGAAGAAGAGGAGGAGUUGGAAACUCCACGUAUCGAGAUUGAUCUUGUUUCUACUUUGCAGGCCUAUUGCAAGAAUCCGAGCGACUGCUUUGGCCACCUUGUCGCUGCUGCCCUGUCAAGCAGGUCCAAGGAAAAUCCCGUGACAGGCGAUGAACUGAAGGAGGCACGGCUUAACCCAUACCUUGUCCGUAUGAUUAUUGAUUCCCGAUGUCUUGAUCUUGAGGACAAAACUGUACAUGCGGAGAUUCAGCGUUGUGUAGACACUGUUAUUUCCUCUGAAUCUGGUAGAGUUUCACUGAGCUUCUAUGAAUACCUUCCGUCACUGCUGAAACUGAAUUUUGUACGUCUUAGCCCAGAGCGUUAUGCGGUUAUGAAGGAUAGUGGAUUUGAGUUUUUGAAGCUCUUGUGCGAGUACCCACAUGUUUUACCACCCGGUCGACUCAAUUCUAUUCGUUUAAAUUAUGUUCACUCGACCUGUUACUUUGAUUUUUUCACUAUGAUUUUAAGCACGGUUUUGGAGAUUUUUUGCAUCACCGGCAUUAUUCUUGCCUUGAUAGAAUGGGUCACUCUUAAUGAUGAGAGGUUUGAAGGUGUAUUUGGAUACUACACAGCCCUUGUGUAUGGUAUCGGGUACGCAGCGCACCUUAUUGGCAUGAUAUUUUUGAUGCGUGGAAAGGCAAGGAACGCUGUGUAUGGCAAGAUGAUUUGUGCCUUUCCCUCUCCGCACCUUCUCGUGGUGCCGGUGGUACCGCUGUACAACUUGGUUAGUAUCUUCACAUAUGUGCGGUACCGAAAGGCCAAUCGGUGUGGAAAGUAUGUUGUCAUUCUACACGAUAUUGUUGCUGCUCAGGUUUUAUCUAGUCUUUGUUUUGCCCUUUGCGUGGCGAUGCCACAAUUUAUUUAUCAAUCGAUUGUGGUUGUCGACAAUAAGAAACUUCUCCCGACUCCGAAGCAGCACUUCUUUAAGCUCCUGACGGCGUCGGCCAUUCUUACAUUUUUGGUGUCCAUAUUGCGUAUGCUUCGAGCCCUUGCAAUGUAUGACUCUAUCAAUUGCUUUGGUUUUGCCUGUUUUGGAUAUCAGAGGGAACGAAUCAUAGAGAAGUAUUCGGCGAUUGUGCGUAUGAUACAUGUUUUGUGCCUUUUCCUGUUUGAGUUGAACGUUUCUUUUUUGGUACUGGGGGCGAUAAGUGUGGCGGAUUGCAAGACAACGUCCAUCACGACGAUGGCGAUGGCGGGAGCCUCCAUCGUAAUUCUGUUAGUUUUAUUCUUUCUGCUUCUGCUAAGUCGUGAAAGCGUCUUCCGUUUGAUGUGGGCUUUGUUGCCGUUGACUCCGCUGCAGAUUUCACUGUUCAUUUAUCAAUAUUACACCUUUGAUGGUGGUUGUAGAUUUCUUAUUGUGCGUAAUGGGAAUGUGGCCCUGUUUUGCUUUGUCAUGUGGAUUUUAUUCCUGUUUCUGGUGCUUUGGGCGAUGCAGCUUGUCGUGGUGUUUCUCUCAGGAAAACUUCGAAGCCUGUCGAGAUGA
Trypanosoma cruzi is the source of this 1992-nucleotide messenger RNA. RefSeq lists its product as uncharacterized. The transcript has a single exon. NCBI's taxonomy places the organism in Eukaryota, Euglenozoa, Kinetoplastea, Trypanosomatida, Trypanosomatidae. The coding region runs from base 1 to 1992 and encodes 663 amino acids. The record is from RefSeq and is a predicted model, not a curated record.